AUGGCACAAGGAGGAGGCAAGAAAUUCGCGAGCGACACGGUGACGGUGAACACUUACUUGUACCUCCUGUCCAAUCUGACCCAGGACGAGAAGAUUCACAUCAUGCAAGACAGAGACGAGUUCAUCCGCUCCUGUACCUACGAGGGCGUCGAUUGCAGAAGCUAUUUCUUGCCGUACGUGAACACGACUUACGGAACCUGCUAUUCCUUCAACCUGAUUCUUAACAACGACUCUGAUCCGUCCUCCGGAUCCAGAAGAACUGUCUUCACCGGCCCACCUUAUGGACUGGAUCUGGAGCUAUAUCUGAAUGCAAGCGAGUGGCCAUCGAGUGCGCUGUCAUCGCGGGGCGGCGUCCGUGUCGUCAUCCACCGACCCGACAGCCUCCCUUCCCCCGAGGAAUCCGGAUUCGAUGCCAGAGCCGGCUCUGCCACGAAUGUUGCUCUCAGACAGGUGGAAGUGUCCAGGUUGCCUUACCCAUAUGAACACGACUGCUACAGUGCCUGGGAAAAGUGUGGAUACUAUCCGAGUAACUCCGGUAACAUCUCUUAUGACGUCCAGAUGUGCAGGCGGAUGUGUCUGCAGGCGACGAUGGUGGGGAGUUGCAAGUGCAAAGUCCCCUACAUCCAAGACUACUUCACCUUCUCGAACGGGACGCUGAACGCAAGCCGAGUUUGCGACAUCCAGGCCUACAAGUCUCUUGGUAUUCACCUUUUCUUUGAUAUAACCCCGGACAGAGUUCCAAAGGUGUGGGACCGGGUGAGUUCACUGGCCGGGAUAUUGUCUCCCUCGUCCACACCGCAUGGAGUGGUGUGGGGAGACGCGCUCAAGUCCAUGGAUUUGACUCAAAUACGACAGAACGGAAGCGGAUCGAUAAGCACGGAGGUGGUGAAACUGCUCAUCUACUUUUCGUCGGUCACCCAGGAAACGAUGGAAGAAAGCCCCGCCGUCACCAGUAUCACACUGUUGAGCAACCUGGGAGGAGCGCUGAGCCUGUAUUUGGGGAUCUCCCUCGUCAUGUUCCUGGAAAUCAUCGAGAUCAUCCCGAUGAUCGCCCUGGCCUACAUCAGCAAGUGCUUCGGAAUCGGCCACAAACCGCCUGAGGAUCCCCCGCCCAGGAAGCGGGUGCCUCGUCGGAGAGCGGAACACCCGAUCGCCUCGGCAUGGGGAAUGAAGCCAAACUGA
Messenger RNA from Darwinula stevensoni, 1182 nucleotides. The record is from the annotation of a GenBank genome assembly. Lineage: Eukaryota; Metazoa; Arthropoda; Ostracoda; Podocopida; Darwinulidae.